Molecule: messenger RNA, 549 nt
Organism: Austrofundulus limnaeus
Lineage: Eukaryota; Metazoa; Chordata; Actinopteri; Cyprinodontiformes; Rivulidae
Molecular function (GO): nucleic acid binding; RNA-DNA hybrid ribonuclease activity
Source: RefSeq, a predicted model, not a curated record
GUACAGACCUGGCAAUCUGCCAAAAAUGUACACAAGAUGUUCCGGCUACACAUAUGCCAGUCGAAAAGAAAACUUCAGUUAUCGAUGAUCCAAAUCAUCAUUACUUUGAUCAAAACAUCUGUGAAGACAUGACAACUAUGUAUGUGGAUGGUUGCUCGUUCCGUCAGAACGCAGUUGGUAAAUCUGGUGUUGGAAUAGUCCUUUUGCAAGGUCAACAACAAGACACCUUUAGCUUUCAGCUAGGUGCACAGUCAUCCCAGUACGCUGAGAUUGCUGCAGUUCUAGUAGCGCUCCAGAUUGCAGUAGACCGUUCAGUCCAGACGUUUGUCAUCUGCACUGACUCCAACUAUGCCCGUCUGAGCUUCCUAUGUCACUUGGCUAACUGGAAACAAAACGGUUUCCUAACCAGUAACAGGAAGCCAGUCAAGCUAAAGACCUUUUCAUGGCAUGUGAUCACUUGGUGACCUCACAUGACCUCCAGAUUUACUGGAAGAAAGUCACAGGACACUCGCGUGUCCCGGGCCCAGAGAAAAUUUGCAAUGCACUUGC